UCAUCUUACACAUCUUCUCCGCAACGACUCUCUUCAACCACAUCUUUGUGAACGAAUCCCCCUUCGCGAUACAAAUAACUACCAAAGAAUAAAACAAAGCACCAUGACGCGCGGUAUCCAACUUGGCUUGGCUGCGUUCAUCGCCUUGUCCUCGGCAGUGGCCAUGGUCGACGCCCACGAUCACGGACACGAACACCCAAUACCGACCAACCUCGCGCGCCAUAAGCACAAGACUGUUCAAGGCACGGAGCCCCCUGUUUUCAAGGCAACAAGCAUCAAAGGUCCAUUUCUCGAGCAGUUUGUGCAUGAAGGAGGCUCCUACCAAUGGUUGCCAAGCAAUGCGACAAGGGAGCCUGCCGGCGAAGGAGAGAUCUUUAGCUACGUAGGCCAGUGGGCUUUUGAAGAGCCACAUGUGUAUGCGGGGACGAAGAAUGACCUCGGUCUUAUCGCCAAGACCCCCGCUGCCCAUCACGCUAUCUCUGCAUCCAUCCCUGAGGCAAUUGACAACAAGGAUAACACGCUCGUGGUGCAGUACGAGGUCAAGGCGCAGAAUGGAAUGGUCUGCGGCGGUGCAUACAUGAAGCUCCUGACCGAGUCGCCUGAGGGUAUUAAGUUCAAGGAAUUCUCAAAUGAAACGCCCUACACAAUCAUGUUUGGACCCGACAAGUGCGGCACCACGGACAAGAUCCAUUUUAUCUUCCGCCAUAAGAACCCCAUUACUGGAAAGUAUGAGGAGAAGCACCUUCGUUCAGCACCCUCUUCGGGACUGAACGAACUCACCACAUUGUACACGCUGAUUGUCAAACCAGAUCAGACGUUUGAGAUCAAGGUCAAUGGCGAUUCGGUGACCACCGGAUCUCUUCUCAACAGCUUCCAGCCUGAGGUCAACCCACCCAAGGAGAUUGAUGAUCCCACGGAUAGCAAGCCAGCUGACUGGGUCGAAGAGGCCAAGGUCCCGGAUCCUACCGCAACAAAACCCGAGGACUGGGACGAAAAUGCUCCCCCUACGAUUCCCGAUGAGAACGCUACCAAACCGGAUGACUGGCUUGAGGACGAAGAGGCCGAGAUCCCGGACCCUGAAGCAGUCAAGCCCGAGGAUUGGGAUGAUGAGGAAGAUGGUGACUGGAUUCCAACGACUGUACCCAACCCCAAAUGUCAGGACCACGGAUGCGGCAAGUGGACUCGCCCCAAUAUUCCCAACCCAGCUUAUAAAGGCAAGUGGUCAACCCCAUUGAUCGACAACCCAGCAUACAAGGGUGUCUGGGCUCCACGCAAGAUCCCCAACCCAGAGUUCUUUGAGGAUCUGCAUCCAUCGAACUUUGAAAAAAUUGGUGCUGUGGGCUUUGAGAUCUGGACGAUGCAGGACGAUGUCCUGUUCGACAACAUCUAUAUCGGUCACUCUGUGGAGGAUGCGGCGGCCCUGGCGGCCGAGACAUUCGAGAUCAAGUACCCCUGGGAGAAAAAACUGUAUGAGCUUGCCAACCCCAAGCCGGACCCACUUUCUGAGGAUGGUGCCUUGAACUUUAAGGAAGACCCUGUGGGGUUCGUGCUUCAGCAUUUGCGAGAGUUCAUUGUUCUGGCGCGUGAGGACCCUAUGGGCGCGAUCAAUGCUCGUCCCUUGGUAGUCUCAGCAUUGGCGGCUGUUGUGGGUGUUUCAUUCGGACUGAUGUUGAUCAUCAUAGGUCUCUUGAGCCCCUCGAUCCCUGCUGUUACCAAAGAAACAGCAUUCGCGAAGAAGACUGACAAGGAGGGAGAGAGCUCUACGGCUGCCACUGAAGAGCCGGAGGGAUCUGCCCUCCGAAAAAGAACCGUCGUUCCCAGCGAUGAGAACUAGAUCGCUUUGCUACAGCUUGCCAUUCUCUGCUUCUUUGCUUAUUGCUGCAAUUGCUUCAC
Messenger RNA from Gamsiella multidivaricata, 1893 nucleotides. Its product is annotated as calnexin. Lineage: Eukaryota; Fungi; Mortierellomycota; Mortierellomycetes; Mortierellales; Mortierellaceae. Gene Ontology annotation, molecular function: calcium ion binding. Gene Ontology annotation, cellular component: endoplasmic reticulum membrane; endoplasmic reticulum. The transcript is spliced from 4 exons. Gene Ontology annotation, biological process: protein folding. The record is from RefSeq and is a predicted model, not a curated record. Bases 104 to 1834 code for a protein of 576 amino acids.